Molecule: messenger RNA, 2224 nt
Organism: Neogale vison (American mink)
Lineage: Eukaryota; Metazoa; Chordata; Mammalia; Carnivora; Mustelidae
Gene: MOGAT3
Product: monoacylglycerol O-acyltransferase 3
Exons: 7
Coding region: 30-1319 (429 amino acids)
Biological process (GO): triglyceride biosynthetic process
Cellular component (GO): endoplasmic reticulum membrane
Molecular function (GO): diacylglycerol O-acyltransferase activity
Source: RefSeq, a predicted model, not a curated record
ACCUCCCCACAUCAGUCCCGGAACCGCCUAUGCAUUCCCUGCAACCUCCCAGCUCCGCCCAGCGGCCAGGGGCCAGCCCAAACCGACUAACACAGGCAGUUCAAAGAUCAUUCUGGAGGUAUCCUGCGCUCCGGAUCCAGGGAUCUCCCUCUCCACACACACGCAACAGACCCCCAGCACUGGGAGGCCCGGAGGGUUUGGUCCCUCUGGCAAGAGAGACUUCCUGCGGUGCCCAAACCUUCCUCGUUUGUGCUGGGGGUCCUGGAGCCCCCGCUGGCAGAGGGCACCGACUGCAACAGGCAUCUCCACAGACCAGCUGUGGCCCCACCAUGAAGUCCGUGCAGAAACAGUGGCUAGAAGUAUUGGGCGCCUACCAAUACGUGCUCACUUUCCUCUUCAUGGGCCCUUUCUUCUCUCUUCUCAUUCUCUUCCUCCUCUUCACGUCCUUCUGGUCGGUCUCUGUUCUGUACCUGGUGUGGCUCUUCCUGGACUGGGACACACCCAAGCAAGGUGGAAGGCGCUUUGAGUGGAUAAGGAACUCGGCCAUGUGGAAACAUGUCAGGGAUUAUUAUCCUGUCAAGCUGGUGAAAACCGCAGAGUUGCCCCCCGACCGCAACUAUGUGCUGAGUGUCCACCCACACGGGAUCAUGUGCAUGGGAGCCUUCUGCAAUUUCUCCACCGACGUCAACGGCUUCUCCAAGAAGUUCCCCGGGAUUCAGACCUCAGUGACAGGGCUGGACAUCCUCUUCCACCUUCCCGUCUAUCGGGACUACCUCAUGUCCUAUGGACUGUGUCCUGUGAGCCGGCAGAGCCUGGAUUUUAUCCUGUCACAGCCCCAGCGUGGGCAGGCUGUCAUCAUUAUGGUUGGGGGUGCCCAGGAGUCCCUGUAUGCCAUCCCGGGGAAGCACUGCCUCAUUCUCCGCAAUCGCAAAGGCUUUGUGCGCCUGGCACUGAGGCACGGGGCCUCCCUGGUACCUGUGUACUCCUUUGGGGAGAAUGACAUCUUCAAAUUUAAGGCCUUUGCCACAAAUUCUUGGCAGUAUAUGUGUCAGAUCACCUUUAAGAGGAUCAUGGGCUUCUCUCCUUGCAUCUUCUGGGGCCGGGGGCUCUUCUCGGCCAACUCCUGGGGCCUGCUCCCCUUCGCCAGGCCCAUCACCACUGUGGUGGGCCGCCCCAUCCCAGUGCCCCAGCGCCUGGACCCCACCGAGGAGGAAGUGGACCAUUAUCACAUGCUUUUUAUGGAGGCUCUGGAGCAACUCUUUGAGGACCACAAGGAAAGCUGCGGGGUCCUAGCUUCUACUCACCUCACCUUCAUCUAACCUUGCUGUCCCCCUCCCCUCCACUCCCCCAGCCCUGCGCCCCUCAGCCCAGGGCACUGAGAGCUAUGCCUACUGCCUCUCUGUACUGCUCCAAUAAAAGCUCCUUCUCUCCCACCAUGAUGUUGUAGAAUCGGAUGCCUACAGAGCUCGCCCUCCAGCUCCGGGGGGUUGAGCAGGUCCGGGAAGGAACCGCCUUCAUUCUCCAGGACUGUGGGGAUCGGAACCCUGAAUUCUCCUACCAACAAGCCUUAAUUCGGCUGCAGCACCUCUUUCCUUUGCGGAGCCCUUUCUCCCUCUGGGAAUGAAGGCCUCUGCUUCCCCGAGAGCUGGAGGGCCUCAGGACUGAGUUGCGGAGGGUGGCUCUAGGGAGGCGUCGGCUUUGCUUUGCGGGGUGAGCUGGAGAAGACAGGACGGAUGGUGGAACAGCCAGCCCGAGCGAAAGCUGAGUUUCGUGAAGGGUUCCUGGCCGUAUGGGGAAUGCCAUGAUCUCGGAUGGGAGCAAUGAGGAUGCUGGUCCGUACUACACCCCUCUCUGUCCUUUAUGUUUCCCUGUGGCCGGGCAAUGAAUGAAACAGGGACCUGUUUGACCAGCAUCACAUCAGCUCCUUGCCCAGCAUCACGUCAACAUGAGCCCAUCUGCUCAGAAAGCACAGGACUCUUGUGAUGAUCGAAGAAUUAAAAUAUAAGGGCUCAGAACGGAGAUUGGCAAACUACCAUCACCCUUACCACAGACACGUCGUCAGUCCCAGGAGAGGGUAAGACCGCCCCAUCUAAGGGUCCUCGUGUGGUCACAGUGUCCCCUGACUGCAUCUGUAUCCCAGACUUCAGAAGAACUUGCUGGAAUGUAAUCGGCAUGCACCUACACUAGUCUCCCACUGUCCUAUAAAAUACAUUCAGUGGAAGAA